CUACAUUGUUCGUUUCCCCACUUUUUCUAUAAAUAUAUAUGAGCCAUUUUUUGCCAGUUAGUAAGGGAUUUAACCCGCGCAAAUCUCACCCUUUUUCUUCCAACAGAUUCAAGCGCCGGUGCCCCUCACAAUACUUUUACAUACCAAUAGAGUGUCCAUUAGGCAGAAACUGCGAAGAUGGUCUCUGUCCUCUUUCUCAUACAAAACUUGAGGUGAUAUUUCACCCGGUCCUCCACAGGACUAAAAGAUGUGGGAUGGCCGUGCUAAACAUAUGCGUUUUUUCUCAAAGGUGUGCCUUCUUCCACAAUUCCAGAGAGAGAAUCUCCUCGCAUCUUGUCUGGUUAAAUUGGCACAGGCAUUGGUCGCUGUGGGAUACUGAUCCAGAGUCCUUUUCUCAGAGAUUCAACGUAGACUUAGAUAUAUCGAAUAAAUUUUUCAUAAUGUUGCAAAAUAGAAUACAAUUGCACUACAUAUUAAAUAAACAAGAAAACAGCCUAAACAGCGAGGGAAACUUUGAGGGCGGUGACAGUCAGUGCCCAAGUUAUGCCAACGAGAACGUAGUUUAUCCCGACGGUGAUGAUAAGAAGAUGAUGAAUUUAGAGAAGCAGUUGGAUGCAAUAUUGGAAUUAUGCACGACUCCUGAAACGUCUGCGAGUUCUUUAACUCCGGAAAUAAAGCAAUACUUGCAACUGACACCUUAUAACAGUGAAAUGCAAAACGCCAACCACAGUGCCUUUGAAUUCUACAACGAUAAUUUAAAUCAGAUAAUAAACUGAGACGGAAUUUUAAAUUUUUUAAAAAAAUUGACCUUUACUUAUUAUGAUUAGAUCACCAUACCACUAUACGUUCACUACGUAUGUUAUACACCAUAACCUAACAUGAUUUAUACAUUACACCGUAUUACGUUUAUCGUGUAGUACUUUGUACUCUGACUUAAUGUAUUCUUUAUACA
Messenger RNA from Theileria parva strain Muguga, 952 nucleotides. RefSeq lists its product as uncharacterized. The record is from RefSeq and is a predicted model, not a curated record. NCBI's taxonomy places the organism in Eukaryota, Apicomplexa, Aconoidasida, Piroplasmida, Theileriidae. The coding region runs from base 39 to 776 and encodes 245 amino acids. The transcript has a single exon.